AUGCGCCGCAAUAUGAUCAACGUCCCGGAAGUCGUCACAGUGAGAGAGGUAGCAGACCAGCUUCUGAACAUCGAGCUUCGCAGCGUGGAUCGCAGGCACCUCAGCAAGAACCGCGCCCGGUGUCGUACUCGCAGCGUCGUUCACACCACCAAGACGGCUCUCGAGGGGCGGAAGGCUCUAACAAUAGCAAUCGUCGCCGUGCGUACUCCGAAGGAGGUUACCAGUCUCAAGGACGCCAGACUCGGCAAGAUGACAACCAGCAAGCCGCAGCCCGUGCCGCAGAGCGAGCAAAGCGACAAGCCAAAAAGGAGAAGUACAUCAAAUGGCUGA
Molecule: messenger RNA, 330 nt
Organism: Fonsecaea nubica
Lineage: Eukaryota; Fungi; Ascomycota; Eurotiomycetes; Chaetothyriales; Herpotrichiellaceae
Exons: 1
Coding region: 1-330 (109 amino acids)
Source: RefSeq, a predicted model, not a curated record